Lindgomyces ingoldianus is the source of this 1496-nucleotide messenger RNA. RefSeq lists its product as uncharacterized. The record is from RefSeq and is a predicted model, not a curated record. The coding region runs from base 168 to 1496 and encodes 442 amino acids. The transcript has 10 exons. Lineage: Eukaryota; Fungi; Ascomycota; Dothideomycetes; Pleosporales; Lindgomycetaceae.
GCGAGACUGCUGCUCCUACGAUCGGCUGCGGCCAGCGCUUCCUUCUCGCUGGCUUCGAACAUGGUGGCGCUGAUCGCGGGCUCAUUGCUCAUGGCCAUGUCUGGCACAUUUUGGGCGGCGGCUCCAGCCAUGCUGGUGUGCUUGUGUCGAGGUUGACUGCGGGUGUAAUGGUGUUGCACAGAAAGUGGGCAGUCAAUAGCGGGGUCACAGGGAAGCACGCUGAUCCCAUCACAGCGAGAGCAGCAAAGCGAGGGAAGCUCGUGAUUCGUGAACUGCAGCUGUUUCAAGCAGGUGAGUAUGAUUGGACACGGGAGCAGUCUUGGACCUGCUAUGUUAUCGACUGCCGCGACCUCUUGAGAGGAGCUAAGGAUGGGAAGAAUUGCUGCCAAGUCUAUCGACAUUGCUUCAAGACUCGGCGCAUGAAGAUCACAGGGGUCUCCCAGCCACUCAUGCGAGGCAGCAUUGUUACCCGGCUGUUUGUGAGUUCGCAUCGCGCUGUGGGCUGUUCGAGGGGUAGUAGGAUGCGAAAAAUAAACUUCCUACCAUUUCAAGAAAGCCCAAAUCGCUCCCUCCCUGCGCUAAUGACCAAAGCCAUCAUUGACAAACUGGUGAGAUCCACCAGGUGGUGCAAUUCACAUUUCCUCCGCCUUGGCAAAGCGGAAUCCCUUGGCACCAAGUGCCUCUCGGCUCCUCCAAAAACGGCUCAUAAAGGCAGGUUGACAAGCACGGCAAAUCAGCUGAAUUUGGCCAAUAGAUCGCUAGCUCGAGACUCGAUCAGGACAAGGGUUAAACGGGCGCGACCCGCCUUGCUUUUCGAAACACGGUGCGCAUCAACGCCCAUGCUUAUCUCCUCACUCUUUGGGAUACACCACCGAAACCAAGGCGUCGUGGCAACUUGGGCUUCGUCUUGGAGCGGGAGUGGCAUUUGCGCCGUUGAUGGCAACAUCAACUUCUUUAUGCGAGAUUGGUCAGCCAAUGGUAGUGAGAGCAUUCACCUCUUUAUUGAAUGGUGGAAUUUCAUGACAUGGGUGGAUGUGUUGGAGUUGGAGUUGGAGUUGGCUGCUGUGCUCAGCACCCACACCACCGCUCUGUUACCCCGAACGAGUUGGCGUAAAGGUGGCGAUAUUGCUUAUCAGCUUGGCCCUGCUGCAAGAGAAAUUUUCUGGAAGGUGUUCUUGCUGGGUCUGACCAUACUCAUGCUUUUCCAAGGUUGCUCUCCCCAUGCCCGUCCAUUGAUGGUGGGCCUCAAGAACACUAUUUCGGCUCCGACCGAGUUUUCCAGAAACCUGGUCUGGUCUUUGAGCGGUGGGCUCUCGGGCACCGGGUUACAGGGUUGGGUAUUUGGAACCACGUUUUCGCUGUCGAGGACGAGGGUGCUUAAGCGAAUGCUUCAAGGAGAGAGACUGGCGAGGGUUAUAUGGGAGCAGUUCUUCAUAGUACCUCAACGCGGCGCCGGACUAGAAGUCGUCUAUCUGACAGGAAAGCUGAGAUUAUGA